GGUCAACCAUCUGCUUAACGAUACCAUUGACAUCCACACCGCCGAAUUCUACGAUACCUCAUACCUCUCAUACCCGUGAUCAGAAUGAGUCGACCUAUCGAACAAGCCUUAAACAAUCUAAUACCCCGCCAUCCCGGUGCCCUGCCACCGGAGCUUAUCGAGCUAGCGCGCUCUCUCCUCGCCCAGUCUCGCAGUAUCGCUAGCACGCUAAAAGCUGAGGAGGAGAUUGGACGAACCUAUGCUUGCGCUAACAUUGCCUGUGAGAGGUAAGAUAGGCGAAAAGGCUUGCGCGUACCCACGUAUUCUCAAUGGCUAACAAAGUAGGCUGAAAACGACUCUUGACCUGCCCCCAAUCGAACCUCGCCCUCCUAUUCCCCCUCGUGCCUACGCAAAACUAUAUGGCUACUUUGACCGAGCUCUCACAGCUUCCAGAAGGAAACCGAGAGCAGAAAAUCCCGUCGACCGAAAGUCAUCAGGUUCAAGUACACCCAGCAAAUCCCUAAAUAGAUCAUCGCCAGCUUCAACCCCUCGGAAACUUCCACAAAAGCAAACGCCCUCAAAAGCGACCUCGUUAGAUCCUUUCAGAAACCAUAGAGCGCCAAAGUCAGGAUUGAGGUACGCAAGCAAUGCAGAUAGAGACGCGAGAAUACCGAAAUGGCUUGCGCCUGUGGUAAGGAAGAUGUGUUCAGAGCUUGGUUCGAGGAAAGCAAUACCUCAUGUUCUUGCUGGUGUAGAAACUAUUCUAUGCCUCCCUUCAUCGAAUCUCUCAGAGGAGGAUGCCGCAAGACCCCAGCCAGGAGAAAAGAUCCCAGCGUUGGUGGCAGCGGUAUGGAUUAUUGUUGUACAGCACUUGAACGAUCAGGAUACAACUAAGAAGGAAUUCAAAGAGCGAAGGAAUAACAUUCUCGGGCUAUAUGAGACAAUAAGGGAUGACGAGGAAGUCAUCGUCAAAGUUGGCGGCGAGGGAGAUGAGCUGUGGAACGGUUGGGAGGCCAGUGACGCUAAAAGUAUUCAAGCAUGGAUUAUGUCGAUCACGACAAGGAAAUGGUUGGAGAUGGAUUGGUUUACCAAUAUUGAGGACGGCAACGAGAAUGAAGUUGACCUUCAAAUGCAAACUGAAAGUGAUACCUCUGCUGGAUUAGGAAAGAGGAAAAUCGGGACGACGAUGCAAGAUGAAUAUGAUUACUUGAGCCCAGAGAACAGGGAGCAAUAUCAAGCUUGGAAAGAGGCGAUGCUGGCAACGAUUGAUGAUUUGAUCGCGGGAGGGAUUAUGGAUAUGGAUGUCACUGAAGAUUGAGGCAGGAGAUGGUUUUGAAACCACUCAAGUCAGGAAUUUAGCUCUGAUAUUCUUAGGAUACAUGUAUAUUACAAUCAGACUAGAAUUGAAUUCAUU
Molecule: messenger RNA, 1393 nt
Organism: Hymenoscyphus albidus
Lineage: Eukaryota; Fungi; Ascomycota; Leotiomycetes; Helotiales; Helotiaceae
Source: the annotation of a GenBank genome assembly